AACGAAAUCUGCAGUCGAGAGCAUUAUUAAGCAAUCCAGACAACCUGAACCCGACAGAAUUUUUUCAGUGUUUGCCGAAGCCAUUGUGGCUGUCGGCUUUCAUACAGCCUGUCUACGAAAUCUAGAAGCUCCAAGCGUGGAGGAGACACACGAGGCACAAAAGCGCCUUGCAGCAGCUUUGUGUCUCUACAAAGAUAUUCAGAACUUUCCAAGCACUCUGUUGAAAUUCCAGGUCACUUUGGUCAUGGCAGUGAUUGCAUACAUAUGCGAAGAGUCCUCGAUUUGGGAGAAAAUCACAGCGGCAGUUUGUUGUGCGCGUGACCUCCGCCUCGUUCACGCAGCAAGAGGCCAACAAUCUAGUAUGAGUGACCAAGAUCAAGAGCUGGCCCAACGGGGGGUUUGGUUUCUCUACAGCCUUGAGACAGACUACGCAAUUCACCAUGGCAUGCUACCGAUCCUUGAUCUUGGCUGGGGGAUUCAGUUCCCAUCAUUCGAUAAAGGAGACGAUAUCAUUACCGUGUCAUACACCUUUUCUGAGCUCCUGCACUCGGUGCUCAAGUUUCAGUAUAGCCCGAGGGCACUCAACAAGUCUGCAUCCGCAUAUGAUCGUCGCGAUCGACUGCAGGCUAGCUGUCAUGUUCUUAACGAAUGGCUCAGUGGCCUGCCGGCACCUCUGAAAGAGGCGAAUGAUGCCAAGGUACUCCAAAGCAUAAAGGACGACCGGCAGCUCCGGAAGGCGUUCCGUGUCUUCUGCAUGUAUCAUCGGGCUGUGUUUUUCAUCCACUGUCCGUGGAUUACACCGAUUGCCACAGAUGACGAGGAUCUGUCCGGCGUUGCCGAGCAGACUAGGGAAAGAUGUGUUGAGCGUUGUGUCGAGUCGGCAUUUGCGGUUGUCAAACUGGCUAAUAGCGGGCUCUUCUGGGAAAAGGGGCUUGAAAGAGACAUUGGGUCGUCAAGCAUGAAAUGGGGCAACAUGGGGCAGCUUCUACUGGUAUCACUUUGCUUCAUUGUCUACUAUCUCAUAAAUGGAGAGAAGGCGAAUCGCAAGACAGCAAUGCCUUAUCUAGCUAUUUGUGGAGGGCUGUUCGGAAGACUGAGCUUGGAUAGUGACGAGGGUUCUUUGAUGGAUCAUUACUUAGAACUGAUUCAAGUGGUGAGGGCGAGUUGACAUAUUUCGAAGAAAUCAUAGCGAGAGCGAGACAGAUGAGACCCAUGAAGUCCGAAUACAAUAGCGCAUUAGUUGAAAAUGACAAAUCUACCAAAUACCGUCC
Messenger RNA from Colletotrichum godetiae, 1271 nucleotides. RefSeq lists its product as uncharacterized. The coding region runs from base 245 to 1168 and encodes 307 amino acids. The transcript is spliced from 5 exons. Lineage: Eukaryota; Fungi; Ascomycota; Sordariomycetes; Glomerellales; Glomerellaceae. The record is from RefSeq and is a predicted model, not a curated record.